CGCGGGCUGGGCCGUCAUCCGGCUGAUUACAAGUAACCUGUGUGCACAGCUGAAAGCCUUGGGAAGAAUUUGGCAGGAUGAAGCCUGUCAUUGUGGUGCAUGGUGGAGCUGGCCGGAUCUUUAAAGAACGAGAAGAGGGAAGUCGUGCUGGUGUUGUCAGAGCUGCGCUGCGAGGUUAUGGUAUCCUGAAAGAGGGAGGCAGUGCCUUAGAUGCAGUUGAGGAGGCAGUACGAUCAAUGGAAGAUGAUCCUCAUUUUAAUGCAGGCUGUGGAUCUGUUCUAAAUGAAAAAGGUGAAGUAGAAAUGGAUGCCAUUAUCAUGGAUGGAAAAAAUUUGGACUCUGGAGCAGUAUCUGCAGUUAAAUGUAUAGCAAACCCAAUAAAACUCGCUCGACUUGUCAUGGAAAAGACAAAGCACAUGCUGCUGACUGACCAUGGUGCACACCUGUUUGCUCAGGCCAUGGGUAUUCCUGAGACUCCAGGGGAGAAACUCGUAACUGAGAGAUCCUGGGACAGAUGGAAGAAGAACCUCGAGCCAGAUUCCAACCCUGAAGAGUUUCAGAAAGACCUUGGAACAGUCGGUGCUGUUGCUAUAGACAGUGAAGGAAACGUAGCUUGUGCAACAUCCACUGGAGGACUCUCUAAUAAACUGAUUGGCCGUGUUGGUGACACAGCAUGCAUAGGAAGUGGAGGUUAUGCUGAUAACCGUUCUGGUGCCACUUCAACCACAGGACAUGGGGAGAGCAUUAUGAAAGUGGUCUUAGCCCGACAGAUCCUCUAUCACAUGGAGCAAGGAAUGUCACCAGAGGUGGCUGCUGACACUGCAUUAAACUACAUGAAGACACGAGUUGGGGGCUUGGGGGGUGUCAUUGUUGUUAACAGUUCAGGAGAGUGGGCAGCAAGGUUCUCCACCAAGCAGAUGUCCUGGGCUGCUGUAAAGGAUGACCAGCUGCAUUAUGGGAUUUAUGCUGGAGAGAGGCAUACAAAAUCUGUUGAUGAAGCCCUUACAUCUGAAAGUGAGAGAUUCUGAGAAUGAAGAAACAUAGGCUGAGGAAGAAUUAAGAUCUCCAGUUUUUGCUGGAGGACAAUGACAGUUGAUUUCAUCUUUCUGAAAGAUCUGUACUUUUUUGAUUGGUUCACAGGCAUUGCCACAUUUACAGUCAAAAUGAAAUCUGGAUGUAGUUCUUCAGCAGUCAUGGAUAUAUGUAGUGUUGAAAAAUACCUUUGGGAAGUCAGGAGAUCCUCCUUUUCUAGAUAAGAGAAUGGUUAGUAGGUUUCUUCAUUAGCAUGCCUUAAUCCUACAUUAAAGAGACCCUGAGUUUCAGUAUUGUAGGAACACCUUCCCAUGCCCAUUCUUGGAGACUGCUGCCAGGAUAAUUUGAGAGAUGAAUGCCUAUUAAUUAAAAACUGAAUUUGGAAAAUUGCAUCUCUCUCCAGAGUCUUUUGAGCAGUCAUCUCAUGACAACAAAGUGCUACCUGCCAGUGAAAUACCACUGAGCAACAGUGAAGAGCUAAGACUCCGUCAUUGUCAGAAGUUUGAGGUAACUGUCGGGGGAAAUAACAAUGAAGGAAAGAAAAUAACUCUUCUCCAGAUUUGGGAAAUGUGGUGCUUUCUAAAGAGUUCAAUUUUAUUCCAUUCGUUGGCAUCAGACCUACAAUUAAAUAACAGUAUUUUGAAGUAUGUGUGGGUAGUUAACAGGAAGGAUAUUAAUGACUUAAUGUUUGGGCUAGUAGCAAAGGUCAUGAUUUCAGUAAGUAUAAAUAAAACAUCAAUCUUUACUACUGAAAUACAGAGGUGAUAGGCACCUUUUAAGUCUAAACAUGAGACAAAGAGAAGAUGUGAUUCUGUGAUUA
Egretta garzetta (little egret) is the source of this 1852-nucleotide messenger RNA. It is a transcript of the gene ASRGL1, whose product is annotated as asparaginase and isoaspartyl peptidase 1. Gene Ontology annotation, molecular function: asparaginase activity. The transcript has 7 exons. The record is from RefSeq and is a predicted model, not a curated record. NCBI's taxonomy places the organism in Eukaryota, Metazoa, Chordata, Aves, Pelecaniformes, Ardeidae. Bases 78 to 1028 code for a protein of 316 amino acids.